AUGGUGUACAAACACGAGUGGGUCAACCACUCGAAAAACUACGUCGACCCGGACACCGGCGCCCACACGAACCGAAUUGAGGGCACGUGGGAGAUCCGGAUCAAGCAGCACAUCAAGCGCAUGCGCGGCAUGCCGUACCUGUGGCGCUCGUGGUUCCUGCCGGAGAAGUCGACGCCGACCGACUCGCUGCGAGGUCUCAUCAAGACCAUCAGGAAGUACGCGUGA
This is a messenger RNA of Phytophthora sojae, 225 nucleotides long. RefSeq lists its product as hypothetical. The transcript is spliced from 2 exons. The coding region runs from base 1 to 225 and encodes 74 amino acids. NCBI's taxonomy places the organism in Eukaryota, Oomycota, Peronosporomycetes, Peronosporales, Peronosporaceae. The record is from RefSeq and is a predicted model, not a curated record.